AUGGAAAAAUUAUGUGAUGAAGAUGUACCAAAAUACUUGCAAGAAUGUGAGUUAGGCGAAGAAUGUGAGGAGUUGAUAACCACAUUGCCAUCAGAAAAAGGUUGGAUUACAACUCGCUUACAUCAAUAUCAAGGAUUUUGGUUUGCUCCCAAGAGUCUCCAAGGUGUUUUAUCUUGUCAAAAGAACUUUCAAGCCCUUGAUACUGAUAUUAUCUUAGUCACUUGUCCCAAAUCAGGUACCACUUGGCUCAAAGCAUUGUCUUUUGCUUUGAUAAACCGCAAUAAAUAUCCAAAUAUUCAUAGCAAUCAUCCUUUGCUCACUACAAACCCACAUGAGCUUGUUCCAUUUUGGGAGAUUGGCCUUUACUAUGACAAAGAUUUUGUCCCGGAUCUCAAAACACUACCUCCUCCAAGAAUUUUCUCUACUCAUCUAUCUUAUGAAUCAUUACCAAAAUCUGUGAAAGACUCAGCAUGCAAAGUGGUGUAUCUCUGUAGAGAUCCUAAAGAUAGUUUUGUUUCAUAUUGGCAUUUCGUAAACAAACUUAGAUCACAAAGUAGUGGAACACUUCCAUUAGAAGAAGCUUUUGAGAGUUUUUGUAGAGGAGUGAAUCCUUAUGGGCCUUUUUGGGAGCAUGUAUUAGGAUAUUGGAAGAAAAGCCUGGAAAGUUCAAAGAAUGUAAUGUUCUUGAAAUAUGAAGAAAUGAAAAUGAAGCCAUAUUUUUAUUUGAUAGAAAUUGCUAAGUUUUUGGAGUGUCCAUUUUCCCAAGAAGAAGAAUCCAAAGGCGUGGUUGAUGAUAUUUUAGAUUUGUGUAGUUUUGAGAAGUUGAGUAACUUGGAAGUUAACAAGACUGGAAAAAUAUCUUAUGACAUUGAAAAUAAAUCUUUUUUCCGUCUUGGUCAAGUUGGAGAUUGGAAGAAUCUUCUUACAACCGAAAUGAUUGAGCAUAUAAACACCAUCACAGAAAAGAAAUUGGUUAAACAUGGAUUAAGUUUUUAG
Messenger RNA from Lathyrus sativus (Indian pea), 996 nucleotides. NCBI's taxonomy places the organism in Eukaryota, Viridiplantae, Streptophyta, Magnoliopsida, Fabales, Fabaceae. The record is from the annotation of a GenBank genome assembly.